UGUUUGCGAAGCUUUAAGGUUUCCGAAACGGUUGCAUAAUAAUAUCAUAACAGAGAAACAUAAGCAUCCUACGAUUCCUUUCUGUCUCACACUAUCUUAUAAUUAUCGAAACAUAAGCAUCCUACCAAGUUGAAUCUUCUUUUCUGAAAUUUUAUUGAAUUAAGUCUGUGAUUCUGGACAAGGUCUGUGAUUUCAGCAAGUGGGUUUCUUUCCCAAUUGGUUGAAAACAUUGAAUAAGCAGCUGGAACUUUUCUUUUUCUUCAUGGAUAAGCUAUGCUGUUUUAAGUCUUCAUACUCUCAGCUUGUAGCGUCGCGUUCUUCAUCCAGCACUGGUAAGGGAAAAAAUCAUGAUGGCUCAAUAAAGUAUGGUUUCAGCCUAGUAAAAGGGAGAGCUAACCAUCCAAUGGAGGAUUAUCAUGUUGCUAAGUUUGUGCAGACACGAGAUAAAGAAUUGGGUUUAUUCGCUAUUUAUGAUGGUCACUUGGGAGACCGAGUGCCUGCCUACUUGCAGAAACAUUUGUUUUCCAACAUUCUAAAGGAGGAGGAAUUUUGGAAUGACCCCACUCUUUCUAUCUCAAAAGCAUAUGAAAACACAGAUCAGGCUAUUCUGUCACAGAGUUCUGAUUUGGGGCGAGGUGGAUCAACAGCUGUAACUGCAAUAUUGAUCAAUGGGCAAAGGUUGUGGAUAGCAAAUGUUGGAGACUCGAGAGCUGUUCUUUCAAGAAAAGGUCAAGCAGUACAAAUGAGUACAGAUCAUGAGCCCAACACGGAACGAGGCAGCAUUGAGACUAAAGGAGGUUUUGUCUCCAACUUGCCAGGUGAUGUGCCUAGAGUAAAUGGACAACUAGCUGUUUCUCGUGCAUUCGGAGACAAGAGUCUCAAGUCACAUUUGCGAUCAGACCCCGAUGUACAGAAUACCAAUGUAGAUGCUGAUACUGAUAUUCUAAUCCUUGCAAGUGAUGGAGUUUGGAAGGUAAUGGCUAAUCAAGAGGCAGUGGAUAUUGCUAAAAGAAUGAGAGACCCACAGAAAGCAGCUAAGCAACUAACAGCUGAAGCAUUAAAAAGGGACAGUAAAGAUGAUAUAUCUUGCGUUGUGGUUAAGUUCAGGUGGUGAUACCAUUUUAAACCCUGUGUGCUGAACGGGGGUGCAGUUCUUACCAAUAAUAUGGUAAAUAUCUCUACAUAGCAUGCCAAGACCAAAUAACAUACAUAUCACAUACUAGUUUCUUCUGAAUAGGUAAUUUGCCUAAGAAAAAAGAGAAAGAAGGGUUUGUAAAGCUGUAAAAUUGCUUCCUUGAUUAGAUUUUUGUCAUUUGAGAAUGUUUGAUUUCUUUCUGUCAAGUGUGGCUACUCAUAAUCUUUUGUAUAUUGUCUUUAUAUUCAUCAUAAGAUACAAGGUGGCUGUGUUUAAGAGGAAUAUGCUUCUACUUAUUUAUUCGAAUAUAGCUAGUGUACAUAGGAAGGACAUUGGUCCUAUCCACACAUUAUUUGAUA
Messenger RNA from Lotus japonicus, 1494 nucleotides. RefSeq names its product probable protein phosphatase 2C 10. The record is from RefSeq and is a predicted model, not a curated record. Lineage: Eukaryota; Viridiplantae; Streptophyta; Magnoliopsida; Fabales; Fabaceae. The transcript is spliced from 6 exons. Gene Ontology annotation, molecular function: protein serine/threonine phosphatase activity. Bases 263 to 1114 code for a protein of 283 amino acids. Gene Ontology annotation, cellular component: cytosol; nucleus. Gene Ontology annotation, biological process: protein dephosphorylation.